AGUCUGUUUCUAUUCUCUAAAUAUUCUCUAAAUAAGUGACCAGUUCUAUGAUAUAAAUCAGCAGCCAUAGAAGCAUUUCUUUUCUUUUGCCACUAGAGGACGCACAUUUGAUACAAUUGUGGCCGAACUCAGCUAUUAUGUUGCCUUCAUAGACUAUCGGUGACUUAAAAAUAUUGAUAAACACGCACACAAAUAGAUGAAUGUGUAGAAUAAUUCCAACAAUACGUUCCUGAAUUACCUUUACGGUUACUUUUGUAUAAAAAUAUAACUACAAAGAUAUGGCAACAAGGGUGUAUAUAAAAGUACGUUCGUUGUCUUUUUUGUUAUCACUUGAAGCGCAGAGCUAGUAAAGGCAUCGCUGCUCCUGGACUGCCGGACACAGCUUGUGCUUGAGGAGGACGCCGUAGGCUGACACAUAAACAAAGUGGCUGCAUGGUUCCUUGGACCAACACGCAUUAGCUGUGUCCGUGUGGCCAGUGUGAUGUGAUAGCCGCUGUGAUCCGUGCAUGCUGCAUGUCAGUGAUUAACCCAUCGUCAUCCGGCUGCUCUUCCUCUUACUUCAGAUGCAUGGUGCUCUUUAAGCGUGUCUUCAAACUGCAUGUUGUGCUGUGAAUGAGGAAUCAUGAGACAAAACAAGGAUAACCGUCUGGCACUGUUGUCCAAGACAUCAUUCCAGAGCCAGACCAACCAUGGACUAGAGCUUGAGAGGAUUCACGCUGAUUUGGAGGUGGGAAAAAGUCAAACCCAAUGGAGCCACAGACACCUGUAUGUGGAGCUCAGGCAUCUACGGGAAAAAGCAGAAAGCAACCUCCAGAAAGCUGUGAGGGAGCUGGUGGCAAGACGUGGGCACCAAAAGAACGUGUACUUUGACAGACUUGCCAGAGAUAUAAAUGUAAAAGACACUGGGCAGUACAGCACGUCUGUGUCCACAGGGAAGGAAGCCUCCUGUUCUUGCAGCAGACACACACAUAUAAAUCUGGAGCUACUGCUGCUGACGCUGUAUGAGGAGAUAGAUGCUGUCUUUAAACUCCAUCACCGACAGGAAUCUGAGCGGGAAAAAGCUAUCCUUCUCUGCCACCUGCUACAGCGUCACAGAAAGCAGUUGCAGGGAAGACAGAGAGCUGUUCAUCCCAGCUAUAAUUUAAAAAGUCUCUCUAAAAAGCCUGCUCAGAAAGACGGUGUGAACUCCUGCCACAGUGCCUCCCGUUCAUCGGGGCGGACUUCAGGCAGGGGUUUGUGUGCAGCUGACCCCAGUGCCAAUGCUACAGCCCUGGACACCUGUCAGUGCAGCUUGCUGAAAAAUUGCGACACUCUCAAUGCAGGCCGCAGUGACCAUCCCCCCUGUGGUGCCCCAAGAACAGGAGAGUCCACGCCCUCUAAAUGCUUGAACAUAAACAUGGAGUGCGGCACUGAUUACGGGUUCCUGGUACGACAGAAUUCUGAACUCCUGCGAGCCCUAGAUGAGCUGGAAAAGACUUGUUCCACACUGAGGGAGGAAAAUGCCCUUCUGCGGAAGAGCAGCGCCCCAGAGACUGAGGAGAAGGUCAGGCGGCUGAGGAGGAAGAACACAGAGCUGGCUCUUUUUGCUAAGAGGCUUGAAGAAAGAGCUAGAAAACUUCAGGAGGCCAAUCUAAGAGUGAUCAGUUCCUCGUCACCACUGCGACCUGUGUCUGUGGAACAGUACAAGAGGGCAUUUGCCCGUCAGCGAGCUCGUGACCUUGCCCAGCAUGCUGAUGCACUGCUGUGCAAAGACAAAAAGAUUUCUGCCCUGCAGCAGGAGUGCAGAAACCUGGAGGCACGUCUGGGCAAUAGCAAGGGCUCCUCUACUCAGCCUGGAAGAAGGGAGUUCGAGAAGCUCCUGCAGGAGUCUCAGAUGGAGGUGCUGCGUCUCCAGAGGCAACUUUCUGUCACAUCGUCCACACAGCAGCAGCAUAACCAGAGGCCUGAGCCGAGUGGCUCAGAGAAGUGUGUGGAAACUGAGAGAGAGAAAAGGGAGAAGGUUGCAGGGGUGUCACUAGAUGAAGCCUCAUCCAGGUGUGAGAAGACCCCAAAUGAGGAGUCUAAGCAGCCAGUGAAGCCCCCACCGGGCCUCAGCCCGACCCUCUCCAUUCAAGAGCAGCACACAGAGAAGCAGCAGCUACAGUUUCUGGAGAAUGAGCUGGGCAAGAAAAGAAAAGAAUGUGAAGACCUUGAGCAUGAAGUAAAGAAGCGACAGAAGAGAUGUCUAGAUUUGGAGAGCCAGCUUGAAGAUGAGAGAAGUAAAAGUGAGCAUCUAAAGGAGGAGGCAGAUCUCCUUAAGAAGAAGGCUCUGCUGCUUGACCAGCCCCCUCAGUCUGACAGUCUGUUUCUCCAGACUCGGUCUGAGAAUGAAGAGCUAAGGGAACAUCUCUCUGAAGUGACUGCUCAACACAAUUCAGUUCUCGAGGAGAACCAGAGACUCCGUGCCAAACUGGAGAACCUAGAGCAGGUCCUUAAGCAUAUGCGAGAGGUCGCCGAGCGAAGGCAGCAGCUGGAAUUGGAACAUGAUCAGGCACUGGCUAUCCUUAAGUUCAAACAGGAUGAGAUCAAACGUUUACAGCGGGCGCAAUUAUUUGCCAAAAGGGAGCAUGAAGGAGUGGUCCAGAUGCUGGAGGAGUUGACUCAGCUCGUGUUGCGACGAGAGCUGUCCAAGGUGCGAGAGCUGGAGGAGAAAUGUCGCAGCCAGAGUGAACAGUUUGGUCUGCUGUCUCAAGAGCUGGAGAAGUUUCGACUGCAGGCCUCAAAGGCAGACCUGGCCAGCUCCACACUUCUCAACAAUCCCAGUCUCUCAGUUCUGACCAAUGGUGUGGACCUGACCACAGAGCGAGAUGUGGUGGCUGCGCUGCGGAUAGACUCUUUGGGGCUGUCCAGGAGGGGGGGCUCGCCCGUCACCAAGCAUCGUGAGCUACCCACCAUCAGUGUCAGCAAGUCAGCCUCUUCCUCCAGCAAGUCAGAGUCCAGGCACCUCAGCCCUAAGUCUGACUCUCACCUCAGUCCACGCAAAUCAAGCCCAACACAUGAGGUGGACACGGCAAGUGAAGUAGAUGAACUGGACAUUGAUGUGGCCCCAGCACCUUACACCGCCCACGGAGGAGCAGCUAAGCUUCAGGUCUUUAUUGCAAGAUAUAGCUAUAAUCCUCACGAUGGCCCCAAUGACAACCCCGAUGUUGAGUUACCUCUCACUGCUGGAGAAUACAUCUACGUGUAUGGAGAUAUGGAUGAUGACGGCUUUUAUGAAGGUGAGUUGAUGGAUGGACGGAGAGGGCUGGUCCCCUCAAAUUUUGUGGAACGUGUAUCAGAUGAUGAUGUCAUGAGCACUCACCAUCCAGAGAUGGGGGACAUGUCUCAUAACACCCUGCACAGUGCCACCUUGUCUGUCCCAGCACCCCUCACCAACGGAGUGGACUUCGAUUUGGAGGAGGUGGGAGUAGACAUUGUGCCUUACCCACGUAAACUCACCCUCAUUAAGCAGCUUGCCAAGAGUAUCAUCAUUGGCUGGGACCCUCCGUUGGUGCCAGCUGGGUGGGGUGUUGUGUUGAGCUAUAAUGUGUAUGUGGAUCAGGAACUGCGGUUGAACGUACCCUUUGGUGCUCAGACCAAAGCGGUGCUGGAGCGGCUGGACAUAAACCUUAAGGCCUAUCGAGUGUCGGUGCAAAGUGUGACGGAGAAGGGUUUGUCGGAGCAGCUGCGCUGCAGCAUGCUGGUUGGCAGGGAUGUUUGUGUUGCGCCGACGCAGCUGCGUGUUGAGAGCAUUACGGCCACCUCUGCCAACCUGACCUGGCUGCCCAGCAAUAGCAACUAUGUGCACAUUGUGACCUUGAAUGAGGAGGAGCAUGAGCUGGUGAAGGCUGGCUGUUACUCACUGUGCCUCAGUAACCUUUUGCCUAGUAUGCAGUACACAGUCAAAGUGGAGGCAAGACCACACCGCACACCGUGGGAGUUACCUGUGGAGCGACGGGAACACAGAACCUCUUCAGUGUCCUUCACCACACUGAUGGCAGGUCCACCUGAUGCUCCACUGGAUGUGCAGCUGGAGCACGGCCCCUCUCCUGGUAUCGCCCUAAUCAGCUGGCUGCCAGUCACUAUAGAUGCUGCUGGAACCUCCAACGGAGUCCGUGUCACUGGAUACACCGUAUAUGCUGACAAGAAAAAGGUGCUGGAGGUGUCUUCCCCAACGGCAGGCAGUGUUCUGCUGGGGCCUUCUCAGAUCCAGUCCCUGCAGGUGGCUCAGGAGCUCACUGUCCGCACCAUGUCUGCCCACGGAGAGUCCUGUGACUCACUGCCAGUCAACGUGCCCUCUAAACUGGCAACCAUCAUGUCAGGGCCAACUCCUCCUGCCCCAUCGAUGCCCCUUUCCCAAGCCUGUGCCCCAGUAGGACACAAUAAAAUGCCUUUGCCACUGUCUUACAUGAACUCUGCUGCCAAAGACUCCAUGCCUCUCUGCACUUUGCCAUCACAAAACACUGGCCUCUCAGUGGAGGCUCCUGCCAAUUUUUCUAAAACUCUACACAGUACAGACUUUCCCUCAUCAGCCUCAUACGUCCAGGCCUGGGCCAAUCCUUCUUCUGCUGCUUCCCUGCCUGUGUGUGAGACCACAUCACCUGUGGGCAACACCAUCACACCAGUGGUGAAUGUGAAUGUGACUCCCCCCACCACAUCACCACCAGGGCCAUGUCCAGCAGGAGCACCAGCACCUGGACAAGAGCCAGUCAUGGCAACAGAUGCAGUAGCAGCAGCGUUGGAGCAGCGCAGAGACACAGACAGCCCUGGAAUCAUACGUCCCUUCCCUUCUAUCACAGAGUUUAUUGAGGACAAUUGUGCCAAGCUGGGGAGCCCUGAACGGAUCCCUUCCCCACCUAAAGCCCCAAUCAUGGACCUCCUUCACCCUCAGGAAACGAACCUGCUCCGACCUCCCAGCACCUCAACACUAGAGUCUGAAGUAGAGGAGGAGGAGGAGAACAGCCGUCUGGUGUCCAUUGAAGAUUUCCUAAGACAGGACGAUGAGCCGGUGUACAGCAGGAGGCAGCAGAAUCAUGGCAGAGGGCUCAUAGAACCAUCCACUGACUACCAUGGGGAUAACAGCCGGUCGGACCUGUCUGACAUCCUCGAGGAGGAGGAGGAAGACCUCUUCUCUGACCAGCUUGGAGCAGUGCAGACCAUAGGAAGUAGAGCAGGAGUUAACAGGCAGGAGCCGGAAGAAAUUCCGUUUUCUGAAGCCAGUCCAUUAAGAGGGGCCAAGGCUGAGCCGUCGUCGCAGGUUAAAAACUCUAAAGUUGUAGCCGACUCUCCAAAGGUUAAAAGAGGCCGUGACGUACGCAUCUUUGUGGCCCUGUUUUCUUACGACCCUGCCACCAUGUCACCUAAUCCUGAUGCUGCUGAAGAAGAGCUGCCCUUUGUCGAAGGACAAAUUGUCAAAGUUUACGGAGAUAAAGAUGCAGAUGGAUUUUAUCAAGGCGAGGCCGGGAAUCGUUCUGGUUACGUACCGUGUAACAUGGUGUCUGAGAUCCAGGUGGAGGACGAUGAGACGCGGCAGCAGCUGCUGCAGCAGGGCUUCCUGUCCACAGCGGCCUCCAUGGAAAAGAUAGCAGGAAGCACAGUGGUGGGAGCUCGCAGGAUGGUCGCCAUCUUUGAUUAUGACCCGAGAGAGAGCUCCCCGAACACCGACAUAGAGGCCGAACUGACUUUCAGUGCAGGAGACGUCAUAAAGGUGUUUGGAGACAUGGAUGAAGACGGCUUCUUCUUUGGGGAUUUAAAUGGACACAGAGGAUUGGUCCCCUCAAACUUCCUGCAGGCUGUACCAGAGGAAGCCGUAGCAGAACCUGUCGGUGCUCAGCCUGCACCACAGGCCAAGAAAGACUCACAGGGUGCCAUGACGUCAUCUGAACCUCAUCCUGGGCCACAAACCACAAAGGACGAAUGUUUGGAAAAACAAACAGAGCCUUCACCUCCAGACCCAGUGAAACACACAGAGCUGUCACCGGGCCCUGCACCCUCUGAAAGUCACGCCUCAGAGCCGGUGGCCCCAGCUGGUCCAGCUGGGGCUCCAGCCGCAGUGAAGACCCUGAACUCUCCUCCGACUCCUCUUCCAGUGGACACCCCCACAAAAGCAGACUGCUCUCCAACAGGCAAAAAGAAAAAAGGCUUUUUCUCCAAAGGCAGGAAGCUGUUUAAAAAGCUGGGCUCCAGUAAGAAAGAAUGAAAGUCAAGACGUGUGACUCAGGACCUGUGUCACUAUAAAUGCACUUUUUUCUCUUUUUUUCUCCUAACCUUUAGUCACGAUUCACAGUUGACGCAGUUAGCUGCUUUUAGAUCUUAUGGCUUCAACAACCAGUAUAUAUACACUAGCCUGCGAGACCAGCUGUUGAAUGGAGUUUUUCAAAUGUCAGCGUAUUGCACUCAGCAUCUUUAAGAGCAUGGCGUGCAUGUUGAUGUCUGCAGACUCAAAAACGUCUGCUGCGGGGGCGGGGGUUCUGUUGUUGUUGGAACGUCUGCCGAUGUUCCACUCAUCAGAGGCUUUAAUGAUUCUACUGUGUUUAUAUGUAGCAUCUCUAUACUGUAACCCUCAGCAGUAGUCUAGAGUAAACGUUCUAUUGAUCUAAGUUGAUCUGCUGACCGCUAACACUUUCAUUUGGUCUACUAUCAGAAAGGCAAUAAUUACAGAGAGUUCUUUACUGCUUGUUUGAGGAGGUUCAGUUUAUGGUUAAUACCAGAGUUUGGCUCCUGUAGUGCGGCUCUGUAUGGACUUGAAGAGAACGAUCUUCAUAUACAGUCCAUGUUAAGUCCCUGUUCCCUGCAUCAUGAUUACACAUCCACCUUAUUCCUGGUCUGUUAUACAGUUUUUUACAUGAUUUAACUAUAUCCACACAUUUGAAGGUUUUCUUCUUCUGUUUGGAGUGUAUAGAUCCUAGUCACAGUGAGAGGUGACAUUAAGACUGAAAGUCUGACAGUUUGAUAAAUAGUCAGUGGCUUCAUACCACACUGAGAACCAGUCAAACCUCCACCUUAAAAUCUUCAUGUAAUGAGUGGAUGACAUGAAGCUACGGACAACGGUUAGUACUGAGGCAAAAGUACUGAGGCCUAAAACCACGACCUCCACAGCAAUAAAGAUGGAUGCGUGUUAUCUAAGAUGCAGAACAGAAUAGUUGACUAGCAGCUCUUGUUGGUUUUUUCUUCACUUGUAUGUAGGGACAGUGGUGGCUUAGUGGUUAGUGGAAGCGGACUUGGGUCCGGAAGGCUUCAGGUUCGAGUCCACCAGCUGCAAAGUUCCCACUGAGGUGCUCUG
Molecule: messenger RNA, 7300 nt
Organism: Cynoglossus semilaevis (tongue sole)
Lineage: Eukaryota; Metazoa; Chordata; Actinopteri; Pleuronectiformes; Cynoglossidae
Gene: tspoap1
Product: TSPO associated protein 1
Exons: 30
Coding region: 623-6217 (1864 amino acids)
Molecular function (GO): protein binding
Source: RefSeq, a predicted model, not a curated record